Aphidius gifuensis is the source of this 4449-nucleotide messenger RNA. It is a transcript of the gene Nup154, whose product is annotated as nuclear pore complex protein Nup155. The transcript has 2 exons. Gene Ontology annotation, molecular function: structural constituent of nuclear pore. The record is from RefSeq and is a predicted model, not a curated record. Gene Ontology annotation, cellular component: nuclear pore; nuclear pore inner ring. Gene Ontology annotation, biological process: RNA export from nucleus; transcription-dependent tethering of RNA polymerase II gene DNA at nuclear periphery; protein import into nucleus. Lineage: Eukaryota; Metazoa; Arthropoda; Insecta; Hymenoptera; Braconidae. Bases 390 to 4301 code for a protein of 1303 amino acids.
GAACAAUUUUGCCCCGUGAAUACGGGUGCAGGUGCGGGUGCUGCAGAACGCGCGGGCCUUUUCAUGCUUUUCAUUGCUUUCAUAUGCUUUCAUAUAUAAUUCAUUCAGAAGUCAGAACUGUUCAGAAAUCACAAUUGUUUACAUAUGUAAGUGGUCUAAGUCGCCUAAGUGUUCAGAACAGUUCAGAAUGAUUAUAAACGUAUAAAUGUUUUAGUUGAUAUUUAUCGAAAUUAAUACUACUACAUAUGAAUAUUAUAAAUAUAUUUGGAAUUGUAUAUUUUGGAUAAGUUUUACAACCACUUGUUUUAUUCAGUUAAUUAUCUCUGGUGACUAAAUAAAUCAUUCUAACCUAAAAUAGUAUUUAUUGUUAUAUUACCUAGAAAAAAAACAUGGAGCCAUUGAAAAAUCAUCUAGACGCUUUGGAGAUGGCAGGAAAAAUGGUGGAUAAACACAUUGUCGCUGACAGCAAUUUUCCAUUGUUAAUUAAUUUAAUGAGAUAUACUGUCCAAAGUGGACCAACAGUAUCUGGUCUAGAUGAUCACGACUAUCCAAAAUUAAAUGGCAACUCAUCAAGUUUAACAAGCAUAAAUCAGAUGAAAAUGCACAGUAAAAUACCACUACCAUCAGAAGUAAUGGAGCAUUUUAGUCACAUGCAAUGUCACUGCAUGAUGGGCCUAUUUACUGACAUCUCCAAAGCUUGGUUAACAAUCGAUUCUGACAUUUACGUUUGGUCAUACGAAAAUGAAUCAGAUGUUGCAUAUUUUGACGGUCUCAAUGAGACAAUAAUCAGUGUUGGUUUUGUGAAACCAAAACCAGGAAUAUUCCAAAGCUACGUAAAGUAUCUUUUGAUUCUGACAACAACUGUCGAAAUUACUGUUCUUGGUGUGACAAUGAAUGAAAAAUCUGACGGCACUCAAGGCGAGAUUCAACUAGUACCAGAGCCAAUAUUUACAGUUGCAACAGAUGGUAUUGCUAUAACAACAAUUGCAAAUACAAAUAGUGGUCGUAUAUUUUUGGGUGGUAGAAAUGGUUCACUUUAUGAAAUACAUUAUCAAGCUGAAUCGUCGUGGUUUGGCAAACGUUGCAAAAAAAUUAAUCAUUCUGAAGGACCUCUUUCAUUUUUGGUGCCAUCAUUUGUGACAAUUGCCUUAACAGAAGAAGAAUCAAUUGUCCAAAUAUCUGUUGAUGACUCACGUAAUAUACUAUACACACUUGGUGACAAAGGAACAAUAAUGGUAUGGGAUAUUGACAACAAUGGUGCAACAAAAAUAACAAGUUUAUCGCAGUCAUCACUCGUUCAAAAUACUGUUCAUGUUGUCAAAACAUUAGACAGUAAUAAUUUUCGUCCAUUGGUGAGUAUAUCAGCAAUAAAUGAAUCUGAGUCAGUCCAUCUUAAUCUCGUAGCUGUUGCAGCAACUGGUACAAGAUUUUAUUUCACUUGUUCAUCAAUAACAAACCCAGGACCACGUCCACAGUGUUUACAAUUAAUACAUGUACGUUUACCUCCUGGUUAUGCUGCUAAUGCACCAGUUAUGAGACCAAGAAAAGCACAAAUGGCACAUUACCGUAAAGGGACAUUAAUACUUAUUUGUGGUGGUGAUACUGAAACAGCUUGGUGUCUGAGUAACGAUGCAUAUCCAUUUACAAAUUAUCUUGCUGAAACACAGAGUAUACUACCACUUGAUAGUCCAGCCUGGGCAAUGGCUGAGAUACCAGGAGAAUCAGCAAUUUAUAUUGAUAAACAAGUUGGACAAAUUGGCGAACCACCAUUACUUGUACGUCAACAUAUGGAACCACCGAGAAAAUUUAUAUUUUUAACAGCACAAGGUGCAAUCAUACUCGUUCAAGUACGACCAGUUGAUAUUUUACGACAAUUAUUAUUAGAACAAAGAGGACCCGAUACCGAAGCUGUUCGUUCAUAUUUUGAAUCGCAAUCACCCGAGCAAGCAUGUGCAACAUGUCUUAUUCUUGCGACACUUGAAAGCUCACAAAAUGCACAAUUAUCAGAGUGGGCAACACGGGCAUUUUUUCUUUAUGGGGGACAACGCAUUAUUACGAAUUAUCAACAAGGACAACAAUCUGAUCUUCAUGCAUUGUACAAUGUUUGCACAUCAACACCAAGAAUACCAAUAAUUGAUCGUCCUGGUAUAUUUAAACCACCUCAACAAACUGGAUUAUCAUUAAAUAUUGAAACUGCAAUUCAACAGUUUUCGGGUAAACAUGGAGGGCUUUAUCUUUAUGUAGGUAGAAUUUUACGACCAAUAUGGAAUCUUCGAUGUAUCAAACAAGAAACAAUCAAUGGAAAAUCACAAAUAUUAAGUACAAUUUUUUCUACUCAAAUUGGAUGGAUUCUUGGACAUCUCCAGGCUCUUAGAUCGUUUUUAAAUAAAAAUACACAUAUUUCAAAACAACAUAAUGCUACUAGAGUUGGUCAUGAUGGUUUUGAAACAUCAAUGACUCAUUAUCAAGAGCCCCUUGUUGAAGAAAGAAAUUCACUUGAUGCAUUGAAAGGAUUUAUCAAUCAUGCUUGUGAAGUACUUGGUCUUUGGAAAAUACUUUGUGAAAAUCAACUACACAGUAUUGUUAGUUGUUUAUCAAAAGAUCAAAUAAAUCAAUUUUCAACAGCAACAUUUCGUGACUUGAUACUAAUUGGACAUGAGAUAUCAUCAUUGUUAAUAAUUCAUUUGAUCGAAAGUUAUUUGGGUGACAAUGCAUCAGUCGAUGUUGUUAGUUCAAAAUUGCGUGAAGUAUGUCCAAGUUUAUACAAAAGUGAAGAUGCGAUUUGUUCAAAAGCAAAUGAAAUAAUAUUAAAAGCUAAAAAUUCACAAAAUCCAGAUGAAAAAGAAAGCUAUUUGCAAUCAGCAUUGAAAUUAUGUAAAACAGUUGCACCACGUAUUAAUUUAACAGCAGUUUGUCAACAAUUUUUUGCUUGUCAUUUUCAUGCUGGUAUUUUAGAGCUAUCACUUUGUUGUGCUAAUAAAAUUGAUCAAAAUAAUGCUGCAUUGCAUUAUUAUAAAAAUAAUGAGCCAACUGAAGAUCUAGAAGGCAAUUCAGCAUACAUGAAAAGACUAGAAAUAUACAAAGAAGUGAUAUCAAUGCUUGAUCUUUUGUAUAAUCAAAGUAUAUCAAAUCCAUUAACACCAACAGUCCCUAGUAAACCCGGACCACCAAUAUACAAUAAUUCCGUUGCAUCAAUUGCACCAGCAAAACAAACACUACAUCAAAUUAUUGAAGAUGCACUUCAAAGCUCUUGUACUAUACUUCACAGUGCAAUUUACAGAUGGAUGAUUGAUCGUUGUUUACAUGGUGAACUUAUUGCUCUUGCUGCCUCAUCACUUGAGACAUAUCUUAUUCGUGUUAAUAAACCAGAAUUACUUUGGCAAUUUUAUGAAAGAAAUAAAAAUCAUGCUGCAGCUGCUAAGAUACUUGAUGAUCUUGCAACGAAACCAGGAUCAGAUAUACAAUUACUACAACGUGUUGAAUAUCUUGCUCGUGCUGUUGUUUGUAUGAGAAGUGAUCAAACUGGAUAUGCACCAUAUCUAGGGGUAUUUUUACGUGAACUUGAGGAUAAAGUUGAAGUUGCAAGAAUCCAACAGCAAAUACUCGAGACAAUAUGCAAUCAGCAACAUCUAUAUGAUGACAUGGUUAUUAGAGAUGCCAAACUUCGUUUAAAUUCAUCUCUUCUUGAUAUUACUCAGCUUUAUGAAGAAUAUGCUGAUCCACAUCAACUUUGGGAAUGUAAAUUAGCAAUAAUACACUGCUCUGGUCAUCAAGAUGCUAUGCUUGUCCAAGGUAUAUGGACAAAUAUUAUUGACAAUGAAAUGAAAAAUUCACAAGGACAAGCACCUGAGGAUAAACUACCAAUUGUCAUGAGUAAAAUUAAAAUGUUAGGUCAAGAAUACUCUGGUACACCACACUGUUUUCCAAUUGAUUUUCUUUUGAAAGAACUUGAAUUGCGUGCUUGCCGUUUACAUGUACCAAAUACUGAUAUUAUGACUGGAUUUUUACAACUCGGUGUUGCUAUGGAAGAUUUAUUAGAUCUUUAUGACAAAAUGAUUGGUGGUAAUAAUCGUGUUUGGCUCAAUGAAGGCAAUGAAUUUCAUUUAAUACAAUCAACAGCAAAUCUCGUCAAUUAUUUCACAAAUAAUACUAAAAUUGGUAAUAAUUUUGUUAAAAGAAAAGUCAUUAUCAAAUCACAAGAUAUUAUUUCAAAAUGUUUAACAACACUUUUCAGUAAAACUAAUGCUAAUGAAUUAAUAAAUAGACUCAGAGCCAUUCAGACACUUCUUAAUAGAUUAUAAAAUUAUUUUUUAUACGUUUUAAUAUUAUUAUUUUUUUUUCUAUUACGAUUUUUUAUAAACGAUAUCAUGAUUAUUGUAAUGUCGAAAAAUUGAUUAAUAAAAAGAUUGUAAUAAUAAUAAAUAAAUUUGUAUGUUUUUCUGAAAAACA